Molecule: messenger RNA, 744 nt
Organism: Pseudocercospora fijiensis CIRAD86
Lineage: Eukaryota; Fungi; Ascomycota; Dothideomycetes; Mycosphaerellales; Mycosphaerellaceae
Exons: 1
Coding region: 52-357 (101 amino acids)
Source: RefSeq, a predicted model, not a curated record
AGCUUGGGUAGCAGUUUCCAGGGUAGUGUGAGUGGUAACUACCCACAAAGCAUGAGCUCCCCACUUGCAUCGGCGAGCGCAAGCAUGAGUAAUGUCUCAAGCGCUGUCAGCAGCGACACUGAGCAUCAGACUACAGCAUUACCAAGCUACGAAAAGGAAGUCAAACACCGAGAGCGACGAGACGCAGCGCGGCUGCAGAUUCAAAAGCAAAUGGAAGCGGCUCGCAUCAAGGAAAAGGAGAAAGAGAGGAAAAAGAACAAGCUCUUGCCACCUGCAUUACGAAAGAGGAGGGAGAAGGGAGAGAUCCCAUCGAGAAGUGCUAACAGCACGCCUCUCGAGGAGAAGAACAUGAUUUGAUGAUGCUUUUGAAGAACCGGCGGUGAUACCACUUUGAUGACGAUUCCCCCAUUUUUGUUGCACCACAGCGAGAAUGAAGCUUCUCUUGUCCGCCAACGGGAAAGUACACCGGGCUGGGCUUAUGAGUUUUGUUUUGUAUCGAAAGCGAGCGACGAAGCUAGAUUGCGAGUUGGAGGCAUGAGAGCUGGGCUGGGCGGUUACGAAUGACUUUUUUUUUGGCUUUUUGUCUGAACUUUUUUAGGGUAUGAGAGCGAUUAUUUUCUCUCACGAGAGAAAGAGAUCUGGGCGGCGGCAUUGAUAACUACGGAACUAGAUUUUUCAUAACUUGUCGUCGAUGCACAAGAUGGAUAUCUAGGUCGAAGACAGUACGCUAGAGUAUCUUUUAUC